UGAUGUGCGAACAGUUCAGAGUAUCUGACGUGAAGUUUGGGGUUGAAGUUUUGGACCAUAACGCCAGCACAAGCAGUAAGAGUCAUGGCGGAUCUGAGCUUGACCGAUGCUCUGACCGACAGCGUUCCUCAGCCUGACGUGGAGAACAUGGUGGAGAGGGAUUUUGUGACCACGCUGGAGGCCGAGACCUUCGACGAUCAGAUCGGAGAGACGGUUGACAAGGCCAACUAUGUCCCACUGCUGGACAAUGAUGGGAAGGAUCCGGGUACAGUAGUCGAGAUCGGACAGCAGGAAGUCCAAGGGGCUCAAAACCCUGACGACUAGAUCUUCUGCUCGUGGCUGCGUCUCGAUGCCUCUUCUCCUCCUCUCCUCCUCUCGCUCACGCCGCUGAACCUCCUGGAAAACCUGUUCCUGACACCACCUUCAAAAGCCUCAGCUUUACACCCUGCUUAAGGACGAGGGAUGUGUUGAGAGACGGAGAAAACCCUGAUUCCAAACCCUAGUGAGCUGCUGUCUGCAUAGGCUGCUGCCUUCUAAGGGGCCGUUCACACAAGACAGUACAGUUUUAUUAAACUAUUACGACUAGGGUUGGGUUUUGUUUCACUCUUAUCAAUUCUGAGUCUGCAUAUCAAAUUCGUUUUUUAUCAAAUCUUGGUUCAGAUUAAAAUAUUUACAAAAGUUAGCCUACCUUUUAUUCCUGCCACAUUUAGGCUAUAAUCACUGCUGCCAACUAAAUAUUGAACUAAAUAACGUUUAUUUAACAUACAAGUGAAUUCAUAAAUUCUUAACAUUCAAGAAGCAUUCAAUAAUUAUUAUUUUUUUAAAAACAGCUUGAACUGUAUGAAUUAAAUAAACAUCAUUCUUAUUAAAGCUACAAUAGGAACAAGUUCUCGAUACCUAACCCUAUUUGCGACAUGUUUUUUAUAUUAAAAUUGUGUAAA
This is a messenger RNA of Sinocyclocheilus grahami, 941 nucleotides long. Its product is annotated as microtubule-associated protein 4-like. The transcript is spliced from 4 exons. Bases 85 to 324 code for a protein of 79 amino acids. The record is from RefSeq and is a predicted model, not a curated record. Gene Ontology annotation, cellular component: neuron projection. Gene Ontology annotation, biological process: microtubule cytoskeleton organization; neuron projection development. Gene Ontology annotation, molecular function: microtubule binding. NCBI's taxonomy places the organism in Eukaryota, Metazoa, Chordata, Actinopteri, Cypriniformes, Cyprinidae.